Cucurbitaria berberidis CBS 394.84 is the source of this 540-nucleotide messenger RNA. RefSeq lists its product as uncharacterized. The transcript is spliced from 3 exons. NCBI's taxonomy places the organism in Eukaryota, Fungi, Ascomycota, Dothideomycetes, Pleosporales, Cucurbitariaceae. Bases 1 to 540 code for a protein of 179 amino acids. The record is from RefSeq and is a predicted model, not a curated record.
AUGUCUAUCGGAAUCCCUUCUACCUCGACCCUGAACAUCGAGACCAAGGAUGUCCAAACAGCCCCGGGUAUCACGCUCUCACAAGAACAGCAGACCGUCGUAGGGUCCAUCCUAGACCUCUUCGCAGGUCGCCCCUCCCUCCCUAAACUCGCCCUCUGGCGCGACGACGCUACUUUCGCCGACCCACUCACCAUCGCAACUGGCCGAGACCGCUACGCUGCGCAAUGGUACGGUCUUCAGUCAGCCUUCAGCGAGAUUGAACGCCUGCAUCAUCAGGUGAAGGAUGCGGGUAAUCCGAUCUUGCUGGACUUGAAAACACGAUAUGUGAUCAAGGGGAUCAAUAAGGAACAGACGAUUCAGAGUGUGGUUGCUAUUCAUCUUGAUGACCAGGGCAAGAUUAGCAAGGUGGAGGACAAGUGGGACGGAAAGUUGCCGGAUGGUGCGAUUAGCAAUGCUUUCCGACACCUCAAUGCCGUUACGGUACCGAAGAUAAUCAGCGUACCAAAAAACGCAGAGGAAGAUGCGAAGAGGGGCAACUAG